AUGGCCCCUCCUCGCCGCAAGGUCCUGGCUACGGCCGAGGAAACCAUGUUCCCUCCGGACGAACUCGCCGACACACACUUGAUCGCACGUGCGAUUAAGGCUACCGGCAACAACAUCUAUCUCAUUGAGCUGCCGGACAAGAAGCAGAUGCUGGUCGAGCUACCUGCUCGCUUCCGGUCGACUUUCUGGAUUAAGCGCGGCUCUUUCGUUGUGGUCGACACCUCCACGUCGGAGGAGCGGGAUAACAAGAUCGGCGGAGAAAUUAUCAACAUCGUGCGGGACGAGAAGGCCUGGAGGAAGGCUUCCUUCUGGCCGAAGGAAUUCCCCAAGCAGGCAGUUGUCGCCGCCGAUUCCGACAGCGAGGAGGAAGAAUCUCGGGUCGGCAGGAUGCCUUCCUCGGAUGAAGAAUCCGAUGCUUGA
Penicillium maclennaniae is the source of this 420-nucleotide messenger RNA. RefSeq names its product putative eukaryotic translation initiation factor eIF1a-like protein. Lineage: Eukaryota; Fungi; Ascomycota; Eurotiomycetes; Eurotiales; Aspergillaceae. Gene Ontology annotation, molecular function: translation initiation factor activity; RNA binding. Bases 1 to 420 code for a protein of 139 amino acids. The record is from RefSeq and is a predicted model, not a curated record. The transcript has 2 exons. Gene Ontology annotation, cellular component: nucleus. Gene Ontology annotation, biological process: translational initiation.